AUGAAAGGCCUCAAUCUCGGCGGCGUCGUGGAGUUCUGCCGCGUGCUGACGCGCCAGCCGCAGCUCCUGCUGCCCCAACUGUCCGUGAAAGAUGUGACGGAGGUGCCGUUCCAGACGCUACGGGACCGCGGAUUCCGCGGCGUUAUCUUCGAUAAGGACAACACAUUGACGGUGCCGCAUAAAUUGGAGAUUGCGCCGCAUCUCGAGUCUUCGCUGGCCGAAUGCCGCCGAGUUUUUGGCGACUCAGGCGUCGUGAUCUUUUCCAACUCGGCGGGCUCCACGGACGAUAAGGAUGGCGUUGAAGCCAAGAAAAUCGAGGAACGCCUCCAAGUAGCUGUGCUACGUCACAACCAGAAGAAACCUGGAGGCAUUGCAUUUGUCAAGAAACAUUUUGGAGAAGUAGACCCUGAGACGCUUGUCGUUAUUGGAGACCGAUACUCGACGGACGUGCUCUUUGGCAACCUGAACGGACUUCUUACGAUUCGUACCGAGCAGUUCACUCCCGAGAGCGAAAGUGUCGUAAAUCGGCAGCUGCAACGCAUCGAGAAGGCAGCUGUGCGAAUGCUGGUACGCGCUGGAGUUAAGCCGCCAACACAUCCACUUUGGGGUAGUAUCGAUGGCAAGCAGUGAAGCCACGGCCACUAUGGGUCGACGGCGAUCGGCACGUAUUGCCUCCUAGCACACGUAGACUCACGUUGCUAGUAGCAGCUUGUUACUGGCAACCACUGAUUUUGUGCCGUCGUUUUGGGGUAGGAUGAGAUGACUUCAACAUCAAUGUAAAUGAUCCGAGUUCU
Molecule: messenger RNA, 794 nt
Organism: Phytophthora sojae
Lineage: Eukaryota; Oomycota; Peronosporomycetes; Peronosporales; Peronosporaceae
Exons: 4
Coding region: 1-630 (209 amino acids)
Molecular function (GO): phosphatidylglycerophosphatase activity
Source: RefSeq, a predicted model, not a curated record